AUGUGGGGGGUCAAAGCCGCGGCCCGGUUGAAGAAACAGCGUGAAAGUACCGUUGGCAAUGUUGACACGGCCACGAUUCCAGGGUUCUCCAAAUGGUUUGCCCAGGAAGUGAAUGUGGAAACCAAGCUGAUAAAAUCAAGUGUUGAUCAACUCGGUCUGGCUAUGAUGGAGCACAGUGAAUGGAUUAACGAGGUUAUGCAUGAGGUGGUAAGCUGCUCCGAUGUGAGCGAUCUGUCACUACUAGAAGACGACCAAGGAAAAGAGCAAGACAAGGAUCAGAGUAUGAUGGUGCUGCUAAGGUCACCCGCAAAACUUAGAAGAGAGAGCUCGCCUGUGAGGGACUUAUAUUCGCAAGGGGUGGAGAUGAUCCAAGAACAGACAAAUAUAGUGACUCAACACAGCAGUAAGGACAAUGACGACAAGGAACCAUCUGUGCACAAUUCGCCACAGCCAGAGGUUUCUCCUGUGCUUGAAGCUGAAUCAAGCAAGCAAGAUCACCCGCAAUUGCCUGUGGACAAGUCUCCGUCUCAGUCUCCUGAGGCGCGCAAGCUGUCCGUCUCCGAAUCUCCCAAAAGACUUCUUUCCGAUAAUGAAGAGUCUUCUGAUCUCUCAUUCGACGCAAUCUCGAAAAACAUUCGCAAAUCGUUUGCUCGCAAAACUCUAAUGCAUGAAGAAUCGUCGCCGAAGGAGGAAGUCACGCGUCCCAUUGCACAUGAAACAGCCACGACCACGCCCACCGACUCUGUUCCGAAGCAACGAGAACAACCUCAUCAACGACCGGCCGAUGCGUCGGUUCUUUUGGACGAGGGAGAUAUCAUGCUCAGCGACAUCGACAACGACAUUAGCUUCCAAAUUGGGAAGCUCGAGAAGAUUGAACUCGCACAGAUAAGAAUACCGCUCAAGGCAGACACGCAAAUAAGCAAGCUGCCGAGUGUCAACAAUAGCACCACUCCAAACGCAAGCAGGUCGCCUAUCAAGUUUGCAGAGCUGCCAUCGAGAGAGCCUCUGAUGAUCAAGCAGGGGAAGAAGAAAUCGAUCAGCAAGGUCACAAACCAACCAAAGAGGACAGCGAAACAGAUCAGAGGACCUACGCAACACCUUCUGAGGGAUGAAAACCGCGAUGAAUUGUCUCCGUUCAAGGAUUAUGGCUCUUUCAAUUCCAGUAUAACCAAGCAGCCGUACAACUUGAGAUUACCUCCAAUCAGUGACCUGUCGCCAUCAAAUACAGGCAGCAGCGAGCCCACCAUCAAAAUAAAUAGAGGGCUAGCAUAUAAGUCCUCACCUUUACAGAAUGAACUGGCCAGAUCGCCUAAUAGAUCCCCUUCAAAGCAACACAACGGGUCGCCAAAGAAAUCCCCAAGCAAAUACGCGCAUUCCGAUCUAUUAUCGCGGCUGAUGGCACCUACUGAAGCUAGCACAAAGCGCAGUAAAGCCUCCCCCUCGAAAGAAAAUAUGCGCCUUACGAAGACUCCUGCCCGUCUUGGAAUUGACGACUCGCGUCAUAAAUCUCAACUACUGAAAUCAAUAAAGUUGGAGAAGCACAAUGAGGUGACAAAAGCGACAGGCUCGCCGUCCAAAAGCAAGUCUCUUAUCCCAACUUCAAAGAUCACCAAAGCUCCAUCGGAGAGGCUGACCAAUCUAGACAAAAAGAUACAGAAUACAAAACUGAGCCAGCUUGAGUUGAAACUGCCUAAUGAACUGAACAGGUCAAAGCUGCCAUUGACUGAACAGAUGCUGCAACCGAGCUCAAACAAAUCGCAAUAUGGUGUAGGCUCGCCAGAUGCAAAAAGUCUGAUAGACUUGCACAAGAAAUUAGAGAAACGCAAAAAGUCUGAGCACCUAAUGCAGGCCAAGAGGCAGCGUGCGGACAUCAAGCUUCGAAAGAUUUCCGUGAAUCACUCGAAGCUGAACCGCUUACCAGAGCCUGCUACCAAAUCUGCGACAGAAGUGACGUCUUCCAGGCCUUCCAAACCAGUCAUCAUAGACGCGAACGAGCUGCCAGAGAUAAGUUCGGACAACGAGGAUGAUGAAGCAUCAAAGCAGCUUGCUCCAUGGGGCACGAACGCGAACAUCAAGCAGCUUCUCCGGCGACAGGCCAAGACCAACCCUAGUAGAGUGUUUGGGCAAAUCCAGAAGAUCAAUUGCACAGAAAUUUUUGAAAGAAGCUACUACGGCAGCUUAAACAUCAAAUGGAACGACAGCGAUGUGUUGGGCCAGAAGGAGACAGAAGAGUACGACCGUAAAAUGGGAUAUAGUUGA
Messenger RNA from Ogataea angusta, 2259 nucleotides. RefSeq lists its product as uncharacterized. Lineage: Eukaryota; Fungi; Ascomycota; Pichiomycetes; Pichiales; Pichiaceae. Bases 1 to 2259 code for a protein of 752 amino acids. The transcript has a single exon. The record is from RefSeq and is a predicted model, not a curated record.